AUCCGGCUCCUCUCCUCAGAGCUCUCCAGAAACUUCUACACUGUGUAGCUGCUAUAAGAGCCAGCCAUCUUCCCUCACCACCCUCAGAAUUACCCGAGCGAAAGCUAGGAUACUAACAACCCCUGGUAAAUAAAUCAUGGUUCACGAAACCGGCUUUUACGACCUCCUGGGUGUCAGCCCCACAGCCUCACCAGAGGAAAUCAAAAAAGCCUACAGGAAACUCGCACUGAAAUAUCACCCUGACAAGAACCCCAGUGAGGGAGAGAGGUUCAAGCUUAUAUCUCAAGCAUAUGAUGUGCUGUCAGAUCCAAAGAAGAGAGAUUUGUAUGAUGAAGGAGGAGAACAAGCCAUCAAAGAGGGGGGCAUGGGUGGAGGAAGUUCACCAAUGGACAUUUUCAACAUGUUCUUUGGAGGUGGAGGACGGAUGCAGAGAGAGAGAAAAGGGAAGAAUGUUGUCCACCAGCUAGGUGUUACACUGGAGGAGAUGUACAAUGGCACCACCAGGAAGCUUGGACUCCAGAAGAAUGUCAUUUGUGAAAAAUGUGACGGUUAUGGUGGUAAGAAAGGUACCUUGGAGAAGUGCUCAAAUUGCAAAGGAAGAGGCGUACAAGUCAAGGUGCAACAGAUUGGGCCAGGCAUGAUUCAGCAGAUCCAAAGCAUGUGUUCAGACUGCCAGGGACAGGGCGAGAAAUUUAACUCAAAAGACCGCUGCAAGAGCUGCAAUGGACACAAAGUAGAACGCAAGAAGAAAAUUCUUGAAGUUCACAUUGACAAAGGUAUGAAAGAUGGUCAGAAAAUUACAUUCCACGGAGAAGGUGACCAGGAACCUGGGCUGGAGCCUGGGGAUGUGAUCAUUGUGCUGGAUCAGAAGGAGCACCCUGUUUUCCAGAGACAAGAAGAUAAUUUAAUAAUGAAGAUGAACAUCAAACUUGUCGAGGCCCUGUGUGGUUUCAAGCAGACUGUUGAAACAUUAGACAACAGAACGCUUGUCAUCAACUCAAACCCAGGUGAGGUAAUCAAGCACACUGAUGUCAGAUGUGUUCAGAAUGAGGGCAUGCCAAUUUACAGGGACCCUUAUGACAAAGGACAGCUUAUUAUUCAUUUCCAGGUGGAAUUCCCAGAGAAAGACUGGCUCCCAGAGCAUCUCAUGUACCAGCUGGAAAGACUGCUUCCUCCCAGGGAGGAUGUAAUGAUUACUGAUGAGAUGGAGGAGGUGGACCUCUGUGAGGUGGAUGUGCGGACACAACAGAGAAACUACAGUGGGGAAGCUUAUGAGGAGGAUGAGGAGGGUCCUAGAGAUGGAGUGCAAUGUCAGACGCAGUGAUUUUAGUCUGAAACAAAUGUUGAAGAGCAUGUGUUUUUGUUGUUUUUGUUUUGGAUUUCUUUGUCUUUAUUUUUUCUUUAAAGUAAUGUUUUUCACAAAGUAAUGCACCAAAAAUUAUUAACAUUAAGUUUAAGACAGUUGUCAUUGCCAUUUAUGUGCUACUUUCCUGAAACACAAAUAUGCAAGUGGAAUGCCCAUUUCACAUUUUAUUUGUGCUCCCAAAGUUAUCAAAACUGUACUUUGGUGUUUUUGUCACGUGUUCUCUAUUUAAGAUCCGUAUCGUUUUAUGUUUUUGUUUCCUAAGAAACCAGUGACACAAAUGUUUUCUUUCCAUUCAGAAGCUGGAAGGACUACUUGUAUGCUUUCUGUGAAGGUAAUUUCAGUCACCAUGAACAUUUUUGGUUAUUUCUCAAUAAAAGUCCCAGAAUGCUU
This is a messenger RNA of Seriola dumerili (greater amberjack), 1756 nucleotides long. RefSeq names its product dnaJ homolog subfamily A member 4-like (gene dnaja). The record is from RefSeq and is a predicted model, not a curated record. Gene Ontology annotation, molecular function: ATP binding; Hsp70 protein binding. Bases 137 to 1324 code for a protein of 395 amino acids. Lineage: Eukaryota; Metazoa; Chordata; Actinopteri; Carangiformes; Carangidae. The transcript has 8 exons. Gene Ontology annotation, cellular component: cytosol; cytoplasm. Gene Ontology annotation, biological process: response to heat; protein refolding.